AUGCUUCAGCCUUGUACGAUACUAAUUCUCUACUUUGUAUAUGUCGGCUCAACUUACAUUGGACUAACUGGAAUUCUUCUAUGUUCUGAACCUUUCAGUAGGACUGCCACGAUCUUCCUGAUGGAAAGGGAUUUUGGAAGAACGAUAUUCGACUAUGUGGAUGACGACGAUGUGUUAGCUUACAAGCAGGUCGAGGUGAACUCACCGUUUGAGCUUGGAGGAUAUGAAAAUGAACUUAAUGGGCUGGAACCAUACAUCUACAUUAGAUAUAACUGCGAUAAGGGCUAUCGAGAGGAAGUAAUAAACCUUGGCGACACUCAGUUUCGAGACCGCGUUUUUUAUUUCCGAAAGCAUCUGGAUACAGGGGCUACAGUAUUGCUAUGA
Messenger RNA from Necator americanus (New World hookworm), 384 nucleotides. RefSeq lists its product as uncharacterized. Gene Ontology annotation, cellular component: cell surface. The transcript is spliced from 3 exons. The record is from RefSeq and is a predicted model, not a curated record. The coding region runs from base 1 to 384 and encodes 127 amino acids. Lineage: Eukaryota; Metazoa; Nematoda; Chromadorea; Rhabditida; Ancylostomatidae.